AUGGCCACGGAUGGGGAGGCGACUGAGUCGUGGGUCUUAGCGAAUCGCGCCUACCACAUCUUGGGCGACUUGGCUGCCACAAACGUGGCGCAACUGGAACUGAAAGUGGCUUUCAACAUCAUCCAGGCUCUAAGCGGCGACUAUAUGGCCAGUCUGGAGCAGCUGCAAGAACGCCUGGAUGGAGCUGAGGCAGCGAAAAUCAGUGAAGCAACAUCAGGGUUGGCCGCCGCCUUAGCCUCAGCUCUUCAGAUGGCGGAGGCGAAUCGACAAGAGGUGUUGGACUUCUUGGCAGCGGAGAAAGCCCGCUGCGCUGCAGCCAGCGGCCCUGCAACUGGCGACGCAACGAGCGAUGGAGCAACCGAGGCGGCUUUGGACCCCAAUAUGCGGGUUCACACCGUGAUGAUCGCGGUUUCGGAUGAGAUCCCCUUCGAACUCUUCUGGCCUAUGGUGAAGGAUGACAUUGUCGCCGCGGUCCGUGAACUUUGCCCCAGGGGCUCUCCUGGUAUGGAAGAAGCAGUGCAGCAGGGUGUACUGCAAAAUGGCAUGGGGCCAAUUGCCAAGAAACUCACCUUGCAGGAGGCUGAGAAUCUGGCGACGCGUGUGGGCCACGUGGUGCAAACUGGUGUGACGGUGGAUCCGGAAGCCUUGCAGGAAGCCCAGAAGGAGAAGGCCAACAGCCAGCAGAACGAGUCGAUCCAGUUGAGUUACCGCGUGCAGUUCAACCGGGAAAAUAGCUGGGUACCAGGUACAGUGGUUGGGCAAUUGGGCGAUAUGCUCAGCCUGGUCGACGACGAGGGUGUUUUGUUUGACAAGUUGCUGCGCGCCCGCGUGCGACUGCCGCCAGGAAAGAGAGACAGCCUUGGCAGUGCAGGUGGCUCGCCCAUCCAGGCAGUGCUGUCACAGGCGGACCUGGUGAGGAUCCGGGAGCACUUGCGACGGAGACAGGAGGAAUGGGCUGAACGCCGUGCGCAGAACACGGGCUCCGGGGGCAAUGGUGCUCGUGCGGACGAGGCUGCAGCUGGAAGUGAACAAAGGACCCCCACGUCCUCUCGACCCACUUCAGCUCCGGUGCCGGCCUUGGUGCACCGUUCUCGCGCAUCUUCUGCGCCCUCCAUCGAUGGCGCAGGUGCCUUGCGACGAGGCAUUUUGCUGAGCCGCGACGCCUCGUUGAGCGAGGUCGAUGCGGCCGGACUGGACGUGGUGCCCAAAAAGAUCAUCCGGCCCUUGGCUGUACAGAGGGCCGCCGCGUUUUCACGGACGGUGCGGACCACGCAGCAGUUGCGGCAACAGAUUCGCAUCGCGAAGACUAGAGAGAAGGCGAUGAGCAUGAGGCUUCAGUUUCAACACGAGAAAUCGACGCGUCCUCAGGGGCGACCAGUGGAAGAGAUCAAGGCAAUCAAAAUGCAGAACCAGAAAGCUGAAGGGUUUCUGGUGUCUUUGAAGUGUGGAACCUAUAGGCCCAACUACAGCGAGUUGCUGAAGAACAUCGACACCAGCGCAAUGACGCAGAGCGAACGGGAAAUGGCCGAAAAGGCCAAAGAAUUGCAAGAUCGCGUGCGUGAACUGUUGCAGCGCAAGGAGCGCUUGGAUGCAGCGGCCAACGAAGUCUCCGAUGUGCCGGCGACUUUGUGGGACAGUCCGUCGGGUCGCACCACCUGCGAUGACAGCAACCGCAGUUCGAGCUCCAGUUCAUGGAUUCCGAGCGCUUGA
Molecule: messenger RNA, 1710 nt
Organism: Cladocopium goreaui
Lineage: Eukaryota; Dinophyceae; Suessiales; Symbiodiniaceae
Source: the annotation of a GenBank genome assembly